GCAGGGACCUUAUCAGCAGCGCCACCCCCCAUCCCUCGCCGUCCCCCUCCGUCCCUCCCUCCCUCCCUUCUCGCUCGCCUGCCUGCCCGCCUGCCUUUAAUUCGGGGGCCGCGCACGCCGCACGCUCUCCCGUCUCUUCUCGCCUGCCUCAGCUCCCUCAGCGCCGCCGCGCCGGUACGGUGGCUCUCUGAUCCUCCGUCCCCGUGCCUUCAUUAUAUCAGCCACCGUCCAGCCUCCCGCCGCCACGUCUAGACCCAGUCUUCUCCUACUAGAUCCCGGCUGCGACUAGCUCCUGCGCCUAGCUAUAAACGCACGGCCUCUCCUCGUCUCUGCGUCCUCUCUCGCUUGCUGCUGUCGAUCGAGAGGCCGGUUGUGUUCUGCGGUGCUGCUCGUUUAGGAUUGGAGGCAGCUAGCCGGCGAGGUUGCCAAAACUACAAGCUUCUGCUGCACAGCGUCGUCGAGGAGAAAGCUCGCUUCUGCCGGAGGUCCAAGCAGGUUUUAGGCUGCCGUGCAGCGGCGGUGGUGGUGAGGCGAGGAACGGGAAGAAGCUGCUGCUACCUAGCUGCACGCGAGGAGCGCGGCGCCGAUCGAGACCGUGAAGCUGGCGGCCGGCAAGUGGUGGGAGCGGCCAGAUGACGCGGCCAUGCCCGGAAUGGACCCCGGCGGGGGCGGCAGCUCGCGCUACUUCCACCAGCUGCUCCGGCCGCAGCAGCCAUCGCCGCUGUCGCCCAACUCCCACGUCAAGAUGGAGCACCACAAGAUGUCCCCCGACAAGAGCCCCGCGGGCGAGGGCGCCGAGGCGGGCGGGAGCGGCAGCGGGGGCGGCGCCGGCAGCGACCAGCCGUCCUCGUCGGCCAUGGUCCCGGCCGAGGGUGGCAGCGGGGGCAGCGGGUCGGGCGGGCCCACGCGGCGGCCGCGCGGGCGCCCGCCGGGCUCCAAGAACAAGCCCAAGCCGCCCAUCAUCGUGACGCGCGACAGCCCCAACGCGCUGCACUCGCACGUCCUCGAGGUCGCGGCGGGAGCGGACGUCGUCGACUGCGUCGCCGAGUACGCGCGCCGCCGGGGCCGCGGCGUGUGCGUCCUGAGCGGCGGGGGCGCCGUCGUGAACGUCGCGCUCAGGCAGCCGGGCGCGUCGCCCCCCGGGAGCAUGGUGGCCACGCUGCGGGGCCGGUUCGAGAUCCUCUCCCUCACCGGCACGGUGCUGCCCCCACCGGCUCCGCCCGGCGUGAGCGGUCUCACCGUCUUCCUCUCCGGUGGGCAGGGCCAGGUCAUCGGCGGGAGCGUCGUGGGCCCGCUGGUGGCCGCGGGGCCCGUCGUCUUGAUGGCGGCGUCGUUCGCCAACGCGGUGUACGAGAGGCUGCCGCUGGAGGGGGAGGAAGAGGAGACGGCCGCGGCCGCCGGCGGAGCGGAGCCGCAAGAUCAAGUGGCGCAGUCGGCUGGACCCCAAGGGCAGCAGCCGACGGCUUCUCAGUCCUCUGGUGUGACUGGAGGCGACGCGGGCGGCGGCGGCAUGUCGCUCUACAACCUCGCCGGGAAUGUAGGGGCCUACCAGCUCCCGGGAGACAAUUUCGGAGGCUGGAGUGGAGGCGGCGGGGGCGGAGUCCGGCCACAGUUCUGAUCCAUGCCUUGCUACACCGAAUUCUCAUCAACAUGAAGAAGACGUACAUCACAGAGGUUCAAAUGGUGCAGAAGCUAGUCUAGCUAUCCGGAACUGAGAGCUGAAGCUAGCCUUGAUGGAACUGAGGUCAACACGAUAUGCAUGCUGGAUGGUUCAUUGGAGAGACCUUUCAUCUGGGUGCUAUAAUAUAAUGCAUGUGUCUGCACAUGAGGAGGAAGCAUUGGAAAUCAUCAGGUGUGUUAAAAAAACAAAGUAGUGGUGGUUAAUCAAGGGACAGGAGGAAAGCUAGAGAUGGAUUCAUGCAAGAGCAAGCUCAAUAAACUAAAGGUCAGUGAGAUCUGAUGUUUUGUGUUUCCAGCGUUUCUUUUUUCUCCAUUUUGAUUUGUAAUGUGGUAUUAUAUUCUGAUUGUAUCUUGCUGUAGAAUGAUGUUUCUAUUAUAACCAUUUGCUUCUCUCCUCUA
This is a messenger RNA of Setaria italica (foxtail millet), 2079 nucleotides long. Its product is annotated as AT-hook motif nuclear-localized protein 25. The transcript is spliced from 2 exons. Gene Ontology annotation, molecular function: minor groove of adenine-thymine-rich DNA binding; DNA-binding transcription factor activity. Gene Ontology annotation, biological process: vegetative to reproductive phase transition of meristem. NCBI's taxonomy places the organism in Eukaryota, Viridiplantae, Streptophyta, Magnoliopsida, Poales, Poaceae. The record is from RefSeq and is a predicted model, not a curated record. Gene Ontology annotation, cellular component: nucleus. Bases 644 to 1618 code for a protein of 324 amino acids.